Molecule: messenger RNA, 561 nt
Organism: Fonsecaea erecta
Lineage: Eukaryota; Fungi; Ascomycota; Eurotiomycetes; Chaetothyriales; Herpotrichiellaceae
Exons: 1
Coding region: 1-561 (186 amino acids)
Biological process (GO): mitochondrial translation
Cellular component (GO): mitochondrial large ribosomal subunit
Molecular function (GO): structural constituent of ribosome
Source: RefSeq, a predicted model, not a curated record
AUGUCGGUUGCCCUUCGUCCCAGUCUGCGACCCAAUUCGCUACCCAGUUUACCUUCGGCCACCACCUCUACCACCUACGUCUGUCAGGCAUGUCGACACGCGCGACUCAUAAAGCGACCGAAACGGCCGUAUACAUUCACUCAGCUGGUCACGCUCUCCGACGGUAGCGCUUUCACCAUGCGGACUACUUCUCCCAUCCCGGUAUACAGAUCGACCCGGGACACCAGAAAUUCUCCCUUGUGGAACCCUACCUCGAAAGAGCUUUUGAACGUUGAAGACGACGAGUCAGGGAGGUUGGCGAGCUUCCGAGCCCGGUUCGGCACCAGCUUCGACAGUUCAAAAACAGCCAAGAAGACCGACCAGGUUGCCCCAGACUCUCUCGCGAACCCCCCGUCCUCGUCAGAGAGUAGAGCCGCCCCUACAAAAGAACCGACAUUUGAGGAGGAGCAGAAUAUGUUUGCUGAGGAUGACAUCAACCUUUUGGACUUUGUGAGCUCAUUCGGCCAGGAAGGCAGUCAACAAAAUGUGCCAGCACAGCCGAAAAAGAGUGAGAAAAAGUAG